AUGCCGCCCGCGCGCCCGCGCGUGAAGACGGUCGAGACGAUCGACGACGUCGACGGCCUCGAGGAGGACGCCGCGCGGACGCUGUCCCGGCGGCUGUGGUACCUCGGAUGGUGCGGCCUCCCGCUCUUGUGGGCGAUGAACGCGUACCUGUUUUACCCGCACGUUCGUCGCGAUGACGACGACGCGGGCGCGCGCGCGCGACAUCAUCUCGACGUCGACGGCGAGGGAUCCUCCGAGGGGUCGUCAUCGGAGGAGGAGGAGGAGGAGGAGGAGGAGGAGGACGCGCCGCGGCGCGCGAGGGCGGUCGCGGUGAAGGACGUCGUCGUCGCGCGGUACGCGGGUCUGUCGCUCGCGGGCGCGAAGGUGGCGGGGGGGAUUUUGCUCGCGUGGGCCGCGACGUUCGCGCUGGGAGGAUUCGAGAGGGCGUUCGGCGAGGAGCGAUGGCGCGCGCUCGCGCUCAGCAGCUGGAUCGAGAUGUGA
Micromonas pusilla CCMP1545 is the source of this 480-nucleotide messenger RNA. RefSeq lists its product as uncharacterized. The transcript has a single exon. The coding region runs from base 1 to 480 and encodes 159 amino acids. Lineage: Eukaryota; Viridiplantae; Chlorophyta; Mamiellophyceae; Mamiellales; Mamiellaceae. The record is from RefSeq and is a predicted model, not a curated record. Gene Ontology annotation, cellular component: gamma-secretase complex.